CCCGGGGCCCCUCCGGCCCGGCGCCGGGGAGCCGGAGGCUGCCCUUUGGUCCCCGCCCUGGGACGGUAGGCUCCGUCCGCUCCCGGGGCAGCCGGGGCGCUGCUCCCUCCGCCUCCCUCCCGCCGUCUCCUCCCCAGGCCCUUUGCAGGGAGGUGCUCCCCUCGGGCGGCGGGGAACGCGGGCUGGGCUGCCGCUCCUCCUGCUAUGAUGCCUGGGCAGAUUCCAGACCCUUCCGUGACUGCGGGCUCUCUGCCAGGGCUUGGCCCCCUGACCGGACUGCCCAGCUCGGCUCUGACUGCAGAGGAGCUGAAAUACGCCGACAUCCGCAACAUUGGGGCCAUGAUCGCCCCCUUGCACUUCCUGGAGGUGAAACUGGGCAAGAGGCCCCAACCCGUGAAAAGUGAGCUAGAUGAAGAAGAGGAGCGAAGGAAAAGGCGCCGGGAGAAGAACAAAGUCGCAGCGGCCCGUUGCCGGAACAAGAAGAAGGAACGGACGGAGUUUCUGCAGCGGGAAUCUGAGCGGCUAGAACUCAUGAACGCGGAGCUGAAGACCCAGAUCGAGGAGCUGAAGCAGGAGCGACAGCAGCUCAUUCUGAUGCUGAACCGGCAUCGCCCCACGUGCAUUGUCCGGACGGACAGCGUCAAGACCCCCGAGUCAGAAGGCAACCCGCUGUUGGAGCAGCUAGAGAAGAAGUGACCAUGGGCUGGGAGAAGGAGGAGGAGGAAGAGGAGGAUGAGGAGGAGGAUUUGGGAAGAGGGGAGAGAACGAGGGCUCCUAGAGGGCCCUUCCUUGCUGCAUGACAAACUUUCCAAUGAGGCUCAGCCCAGCCAGCGCUGGCCGGGCUGUUCUGUGAAACUCGGAUCAGCCACACAAGGGGAAGAACGGGCUGACGAAACCACAAGGACCAAGCGCUGAGACCAAAGUAGACCCUUGGGUGGGGUUGCCCUGCCUGGGGCCCAGCUGGAAGGAGGCAGGACAGAGACCCCUGGCCAGAGAGACACCCCACCGAACGGCCUCAGGCACCGCUGCAGCCUCUCCACCAGGGCACCCGCGGAGGGACCUCAGAGCAGCCAGGAAAAGCCAUGAGUUGCAAAAGAAAUGCGCUGGGGAUGGAACUCAGAGUCAAACUGCAACCUGCCGGCCCCCAGCCCUGCCUCCUGACCCCGAUGCCAGGCUGGAGGGGGCGUCAUGUGGGGCCCUGCCGUCCCCGCCCCACCUGGGUCCAGCGCGGGCCCUGCCGGGAGCGGCAGCCGGGGUGCACCCUCGCCGGCCCUGCUGGAGUUUGCUGCGGGCACGAGGCGCGGGCGCCCUUCCAAAGCACAUACUCACCGAAUGUUUACAGACUGGCUGUCCUGGCAGGGCUUUCAACUGCACAUGUUUUUUAUACUUUCUUUUUUUUUUUUUUAAUAUUUUUUACAAAAAAAAAAGAUUUUAUACAAGCAAUAUAUAUAUGGAUUUCUAUAAUCACUCGAUGUGAUAUAGUAUAAAUAUGCUAUAGUUUGUUUGUUACGAACAGCUAUCCAGCAGUUAUGGCCAUUGUGUGUAACUCCUAAGUACUGUAGUAGUCUCUGGGUGUUGGGGGUGGCCGGGGCGGGCAUGGGGUGCAUUUCCAUCCUGGUAAACCCUUCAUAGUACUCAGUCCUGUAUCGCUCAGUAAACGUUACUCUUACUUAC
Ailuropoda melanoleuca (giant panda) is the source of this 1674-nucleotide messenger RNA. It is a transcript of the gene JDP2, whose product is annotated as Jun dimerization protein 2. The transcript has 4 exons. The coding region runs from base 205 to 696 and encodes 163 amino acids. Gene Ontology annotation, biological process: regulation of transcription by RNA polymerase II. The record is from RefSeq and is a predicted model, not a curated record. Gene Ontology annotation, molecular function: DNA-binding transcription factor activity, RNA polymerase II-specific; RNA polymerase II cis-regulatory region sequence-specific DNA binding. Gene Ontology annotation, cellular component: nucleus. Lineage: Eukaryota; Metazoa; Chordata; Mammalia; Carnivora; Ursidae.